Messenger RNA from Mesoplodon densirostris (Blainville's beaked whale), 1604 nucleotides. RefSeq names its product glutamyl-tRNA amidotransferase subunit C (gene GATC). Gene Ontology annotation, biological process: regulation of translational fidelity; glutaminyl-tRNAGln biosynthesis via transamidation; mitochondrial translation. The record is from RefSeq and is a predicted model, not a curated record. Gene Ontology annotation, molecular function: glutaminyl-tRNA synthase (glutamine-hydrolyzing) activity. Lineage: Eukaryota; Metazoa; Chordata; Mammalia; Artiodactyla; Ziphiidae. The transcript has 4 exons. Bases 43 to 453 code for a protein of 136 amino acids. Gene Ontology annotation, cellular component: mitochondrion; glutamyl-tRNA(Gln) amidotransferase complex.
GCUUUACGAGAGGACGCACUACGGGGGCCGAGCAGGAUAGAAAUGUGGGCGCGGGCCGUGUGGCUGGGCCUUCGAGUGUCGGCGGGCGGGCGCCGGGGCUUCCGCUCCAAGGCCGAUCCUCAGGGAAGCCACCGGGUCACGGCCGAGCUGAUCGAGCACCUGGAGCGGCUAGCACUUGUGGACUUUGGCAGCCAAGAGGCCGUGGCACGGCUGGAGAAAGCCAUCGCCUUCGCCAACCGGCUCCGCGCCGUGGACACGGACGGGGUGGAGCCCAUGGAGUCAGUUCUGGAGGACAGAUGUCUGUACUUGAGAUCCGACAAUGUGGUAGAAGGCAACUGUGCUGAAGAACUACUACAAAACUCCCAUCGAGUUGUGGAGGAGUAUUUUGUGGCUCCCCCAGGUAAUAUCUCUUGGCCAAAGCUGGAUGAAAAAGAGCCCUUCUCACACUGCUGAGUAGCUAUUCUGGGAAGGGGUGCCCUCUAAAAACGUGGAAGUGCAAUGACUAUUUUGUUACGAACACUAAUGUUCCCACCUCCUUCAGUCACCUGAAAAAAGUGAUGGUUAGGUAUCUCUUAGUAACUAACUCUUUUGAAGACAGAAUUAGGAAAGAUCUAGCCAAAAUAAGGCAAAUAGUCCCUGAUGCCAAUGGAAGCAGAAGGUAUUGCCAGUUUCCAAGGAAAAGGAUCAAGUGUACUCACAGGCUGUUCUGUACGGAAGAUUUUAUCCCCUUCCCAAAAGACUGUCUACCAAACUGCAUUUAAGUGAAUUUUUCUAUUUAUGUAACUGUUAGACAUUGCAUCUGAUCACUAUGUGACAACCUGAGUUGUCCUUUUCAGUUGCUGCUUCCAUUGACUUGAGCAGCCUUUUAUCUUUACUGAACACACUUAAACUUGUUCUUGGGUACCCACUUUGUUCCAAGCAGAGGGCUGACUUUCUGCUAAGGUUAGGAGGCAGCUUUGGGAGGUGAUGGAUAUGUUUAUGGCCUUCAUAGUUGUGAUUUCAUGUGUGUAUACUUAACCCCUAACUCACUGAGUUGUAUACAUUAAAUGUACAGCUUUUUACAGGUCAACUGUAUUUCAAUAAAGUGGUCGAAAAAAAAAAAAAUAGCCCUGGGCCUGUGACAAAGUAGGCCCCCUGCCCCAUGAUUACUGAACUGAACAGAAUCCCAAGACAGUGGGGUUUUUUGUUUUGGGGUUUGUUUUGUUUUUUUAAAGCUCAGAUACCAGGGACAAAUGAGACAAAUUAGGAGUGAAAGUGAUAGAACCAAAACUUUUCUGGUUUUUUUUUCCCCUAACCAACUGCCAAGGUUGGUUUUGGCUAAGAAUUUCCCAAUGAUCUUUAUGCUGGUGCCCACUUUUAAAAGUCUGUUUUUAGCCUUCCCAUUCCCUUCCCCUAUCUGCAAUGCGCCCUCUUUUCUUUAAAGCAGCUUAAUUUACACAGUUGGCCUUGAAUUAUAAGAGAACCCUGAACCUGCCCUUGGGAUUAAAGUUCUCAGACCACCAUCAGAGCAACAUCUUUAUCCCCAAAUAAAGUAAUCCACUCCUGCUCCUUACCAACUGGGUACAAGCUGCCCCUACAACUCAAUGAUUUUUUUUUUUUUUUUU